GUUGUGCAGGUGUAAGAAUAUCAAUUUAACACCAAUAACUAACUGUCAAUACAGAGCAUGAAAUAACACAAAAACAGUAUAGAUGAGAAGCUGAAAAAAUGACUAGUAUCAUUUACGGUACGCUAUAAAAUACAGACGUCUCGGAUGCCCAGACUACGAGAAAUGUAAACAAAGAAUUUUGCUGCUCGGAAAGAUGGCGACUCCCGGGGACCGAUCUCCUCUGGAUAGUGUGCUAAACUUUGUGCCCCAAGGCCAUGAAAAGCACCUCAAGCAGGCUUUUUACAAUGCUGCUACUUUUAUUCUGAUAGUUAUCUUAGGAGCUGCUGUUGUUUCAGUUUAUUAUGUAUUCGAAAUCUUCAUCAAACCUUUGAUGUGGGCUACGCUAUGCGGCACGGUUUUGUACCCGUUCAAAUACACACUUCAUAGCACCGCGGCCGGCUGGCUUCAGGGGUUGGAGGACUCCAGCACUCCGCUGAUGGUCGGGGCGGUCGCAAUCCCGUUGACGUUCCUGAACUUUGCUUCGGAGCAGCUGGGAAGUUUAAUUUCUCGCCGAUUUAAGAUGCUGAUCGCCGUCGGAGCUGGAUUACCUGCAGCGUACGUCGUCUAUUGGUUCCUUGAUUACAUAUUUCCAGCUGUAAAAUUGUUUUUUACUUCUUUGUACAAUGGCCUGAAUAUUUUCAGUUCUUUGUGGGUAUGGACAAUCAUUAUUGCCUACAUGUUAGCUUUGAUCUUCUGGUGGACACCGCAGUCUCGUUCUCUACUAACAACCUUGUCGGUACCAGUCUGGAUUCUUCUACUUCUACAUCUCUCGACCGUUGCUGGCUGGUAUCGUAUCCCUAUCUUCUUCCUCUUUGUUAUCCUGGUUGCCCUUGGUUAUACAACUCAUCGCAAAGAACAGAUUGCAAGGGAGAGCAUGUCCAGUAGUGACCUGGAUUCAUCUUCGACUAGAGAUCAGUCAGAGACUACUGAACAAAGCACUUCAUCACCCCCUGAAGCAGGUACUGACGAUGCUGACAUUGGGCGCCCUGCCCGUCUGGAUGUCCCUCCCCUUAACAUCCCCACAGCAACCUCUACCCCCCAGACAGGAGGAGGCGGAGGCUCUCGACGUAGAAGAGUCAGAUCAGAGUCAGAGGAAGUCAGUGGGCAGAGUGUACGCUACAUCUAUGGUGUCAUCUGGGCCUGUGUGGUGUUGAGGCUGUGGAUUCAUAUGGGUCUCAUCUUCAAGCUUGUUCCAAUCUUUCUUGGUUUUUGGCUGAUCAAGAAGGUUAUGCAGCAUAUCGGAGCAUGGGAUCAGGUGAAAUACAGAUAUAAGAGUGCCAAUGAAGCUAUCACUGGAAGAAUGGAUGCCCUCAUUCCUUCUUACAUCAGAGGACUGGGCAGUCUUUUCCUAGCUGGUGAUCGCAAAGUUAUUGGAUGGUUAAAGAAUUCUCUUGAUAUGGUGAUCAGUGUCUUCAUCAUUCUGGCAAUGUUUAUAGCAAUGAUAUCACUCACUGUCAUGAUGGCUGUUCAGAUCCAGUCUGAGAGUAUGACUUUGAUACAGGUAACGGGAGAUCUUGUAAAUGAUACAGUAUCACAGCAUCCUGAACUACAAGAGUGGCUUCCUGAAACAGAUGAAAUGCAUGAAGCAAUGAGUUCAAUGUUAAACAAUGCAUAUUUGUAUGGACGAGAAUGGUUGGCUGAACAGAUACGCAACACCAUUGGUGGUGACAAUGAGAAUAUAGAAAAGCAGGUUCUGGAGAUUUGGGAUCAGCUUUAUGUGCAAUGGGUCAUAAAGAAUGGAACAGAAGAAGACUCUCCUUUGAUUGAUUCUCAUGAAUCAUUAUCUCUGAGAAGCAAUGUUAAUCUAUCAAUGGACAGUGUAUAUGACAUGCUUGGAAAAGUGGAUGGUAUCGACCUCUCUGGUUUUAUGACAGCAUUUCAAGAGAACAUAGAGACUGUGAAAUCAAUCCUAGAGUCUGUAUGGCUAGUGUUGAAAGGAAAUAUGAAUCUGAUUGCAUCUCUUUUGACUACAAUUCUCUACAUGAUUCUCGAAGGAGGAACAGCCAUUCUCAAUUUUGUUAUCUCAUUUGUUGUGUUCAUGACAACAUUAUUCUACUUGUUGAGUUUUAGUGAUAAACAAUAUCUUCCAAUGAAAUGGAUCUCUAGUCUUACACCUGUCAAUGAUUCUACAUCCAACAAGUAUGGCCAGGCUGUAGAAAAUUCUAUCAGAGGUGUAUUUGGUGCUUCAAUUAAGAUGUCUACAUUCUAUGGUCUAUAUACAUGGCUUACUCAUACCAUCUUUGGAUUACAGAUUGUAUAUGUACCAUCAGCCUUGGCUGCUCUCUUUGGUGCUAUCCCAUUUGUUGGAACUUACUGGGCAGCUGUACCAGGGGUCAUUGAACUAUUAGUCCAUGGUGAAAAGGUGUUAGCUGUUAUGCUGUUUGUUGUUCAGAUGCUUCCAAUGUAUGUUGUGGAUACUGCUAUCUACAGUGAUAUCAAAGGAGGUGGUCACCCCUACUUGACUGGCUUAGCUGUUGCUGGAGGGAUCUACUGCUAUGGAUUAGAGGGUGCUAUCAUUGGACCCAUCUUACUAUGUGUUCUCUUGGUAGCAGUGAAUAUCUUUAGUACUAUGAUACAAGGUACCAGAGCUCUUCCAGCUACCCCUGCCUCACCUCUUGGAUUAAGAUCACAGCCAAGAGAAAGGAGACUCAGGUUUGAAAGAUCUGACUCGGGAUAGUGGAACUGAAAUUGGAAAAAACAUAAACAUCUUAACCCUAUUUCAACUGGGCUAUUUCAGACCAGGAUAUACUGGGGGGUCAAUUUGACCCCCCUCCUCAGAUCUCGGCUGUUGAUUGCGCGAUCGCCGCAAAAAUUUGCACUCGGGUAGAGCCGGAUGUAAACUACAAAGUAGUAUGUUUUGCCUUUAACUCAAUUUAUAUAGCUGGUAGAUUGCUAAUUUUUGGUGAAAGUAUCAAUUUUUACAUUUCUAACAAAUAUCUACAAAAAAAUUGCAAAAAUAUAAUUUCUUAUGUCUUUAUUGUUUUUUAAAUUCUUAUGUAUUGCUUUAUUUUUUCAAACUUUUUUUUUUAUGAACUUUGUCGGGGACCCUUUUGCGAUCAUAAAUAGCAUAAAAUAAAUCCUUUUAAACCAAUAAAAGUAAAAAUAAUCAUACAUUUAUGAUUUUUGGUUGAAAAACACAAUUUGCAUCGACUUAGUACACGGAAUCACGUUUUUGAGGAAUUUUGGGUCUGACAUGCACUUACAAAAUGUUACGUAAUUUCGGAACUGCGUACCCGGGCGUCGCAAAUUUGGUCUUAAAAGAUGCGCAAGACUUGAAAGUAAAAAGUUGGCGAGCAGUGCGGUCAAAAAAAUUCGCGUGACCGCGUAGUGCCGAAAUUUGUUGAGGGGAUAUUAAAGGGUUAAACGUCUUUUGCUUUCUUAAACAUAGAGUUUAGUUGUUUUAUGAUGUGAAAAUAGUUUUAGUUUUUUUGUUCUUUUUAAUUGUAUUUUUUUAUAGAUUGGUUGCUGUUCAUUGCAUGCUAGAUUCUAAUAAGCAUGUGUAUAUAAUAUAUAUCUUGCCAGGUUUCCUUUUUUUAAUAAUAAUAAUUUCAAACUGACCACUUAUUCAUAGAAUAAGAAUUUAGAAAUUGAACAUACUGGUAUGUUGGAAUAUGAUAGAAAUUUGAAUAAUGAUCUGUUUAACUCUUGACACAUUUUUUGGAUAAAUAAGUUAAAACAUACGAAGCAAUCUUGUUAUAAAGGAUUCAUAAUAUUUAUAGAAUAUGUGUGACAUAUCACUUUGAUGUUGUCAAAAUAUUGGGACUCAUUUUUUAUUGUAAAGUAAUAAAAGUACUGCCAUGUUCAUUGUGCUAUUUAAUGUAUACUUGUGUUUUGAUUUUUUUUUAGGUACUAUAACUAUAUUUUACAGGGUAUAUGUGGAGAGUCUAAUCAAAUUAGAUGUUCAUGUAAUAUACCUUGACUUGUUGGCAACUUGUUGUAAACUGUUUGACAUUAAUCCUUAUUAAAACAAAUAUCUGCAUACAUGUAUGUAUAUAAAAUUAUUUGCAAUAAAAGAGGAAGCAGAUAAUAUGUAACCAGGCGCCAAUAAAUCCACAGAAGUCUCCAGAAAAUAGUGUGUAGUUAAAGAUCUCUUCUCAGAGGAGACUGAGCUUUGAAAUGAUAUAUACUAACAACCAUUGAAUGUUCGUAACUCUCGUCUUUACAAAGAGGAGAACGUUCACAACCAUGAUAAUACAGUGCAUUAAGAAUAGAGAUCCUCUACAUAGAAAACUAUAUCAUAGCAUUUAUGCAGUAGAAUUAUAGAUACUUUCAAUUUAACAAUUCUAAAAGACUACAUCUAUGCUGGAUACAUGGGAACUUUAAACUGUUUCUUAAAUCUUUUAUAAGAUCUUUCAAGUCUGAGAAUAAUGGGUAGUUCAUUCAAAUUCCUUGCUGCAUCAUCUGUAAAUGUACCAUAGAAUGUUACUUUUUAGGUGACUCUUAACCUCCACUGGUCAUCAUCAUGCAAAGUGACAAAAAGAGGAUUAGAACACAAUAGAGUUUUCAAAGGAGAGUCGUCAUAUUGCUCCUGAAAUUGGCACAAAUUAGACACAUCAUGUUAAUCAUAAAAGGUACGACUGCAAAAGCGUUUCCACUUAUUAAGUUAAAGGAAAUUAAAGUAAUGGGAAUUGAUUUUUCUUUUAGAAUCCAUGAUGGACAAAAUAAGGGUCCAAUUAAAACUGUGAAAUGUCACUUAGGGAUUGAUUGGUACAUCAAAAUGAGAAACAUUUCACUGUAUUAAAAUAGCAAAAUCUGAAAUGUGACCAUCCUGACCAGAAACCACUCUUGAUGCCCUCCAACUAAAAAUCACACAUUGUGCUGAAUUUUUUCUUUCUCUUGUUUUGCCUGGGCUCAUAAAUAAAGCCAUGUGAUUUCUAUGAUAAAUUGCAUUGAUUAUUGUGUAUGAUCAAUCAUUAAAGUAGGUCCCAGGACCAAGGCUAAGCUUCAUGAAUUAAGAUUAAACCAGAAUCUGCAAGUGUUUGUAUAUUUCUAAGAUUUUUUAUUUAGAAACAACUCACUUGAUUUGGGGGUGACAAACACAUAAGAGAAAAUGAUUCCUGAGAAAAUGAAGUUUUAAAUCAAAUUUUGAUAUGUAUUAUUAAGAAUGUGCAAUGCUUAUAAGUCAUUUUAAUGUGUACAAUUCAUAACUGGCCCUUCCUAGGAAUGUUAUAUUUAUUUAUUUGUUAGGAAUUGAUGUUUGUAUGUCUGACAGUUUCUUGGUCAUGGAAAUAUGGUACAAAGCUCAUUCUUGCUUCCAAGUUGCAACAAUUUAAGGCACUGAAGAAUUAAAUUAAAAUUGUCACCACUUGUUUAAUAAAAGAUAUGGGGGAUAAAUUUAUCAAUGUGAUCUGAACAGCUCAGAAAUAUAAUUUUGAAACUCUGAAAAGUGUGAUCAAGUAAAGUUGUACAUAUGUAACAUUUGUAUGUAUUUUAUAAUUAUACACUGAAAUCAUGUACUGAUUACUAGUCUAUUGGUAAAAAUAAUCAGAUGAAUCAGGAUAAUUCAGUAGUAUUGAAUUCACAAAACAUUUAAGGGCAAUGGUGAUUACCUCAGAUCUUCAUUUGUUGUAGUUACAGGCUGUUUUUUUUUUACCAAUAAUAAUCAGAAAAUAUGUGUUUAAUGUUUUCUGAAGUCCUGAAUUUCGUGAGAAUUAUUAAAGAAGAAAAGGUGUCCAACAUCAAAGCAAAACAGGAAUUCGGUCUAUGAGAGGUUUUUGAAGUAAUAAAGUAAUAUUUUUGGGACAAUAGUGUAGAAUAGAAAACAGAAUAUAAAAUUGUAUGUGGUUUGUUUUUGUUAAAUGCAAAUUAAACUUUUACUUUUCUACAUUCACUGUUUUUCAGUUACCCAUAAUGGAAAAAGAUUAUGUAAAAAUGUAUACAUCCAUGGCAAAUGCUCGAGUGUUGGCAUGAAUAUUAAAGUUAUGACUAUUGUCAAAAGGAUUGUUCAUUUAUGAAAUUACUCUCUUUUUGUCUUUACUUUUUCAGUAUAGAAUGGUUUAGUACAUUUUGGGGGUUUUCCGCUGUAAAUUGGCAAAUCUAAUGACUCUCAAUUUGAGUGUAUUAUCGCAUUUUGUAUUCUUCUAAAUGUAUUGGUGCUCAAACCUUUUCUCCGAGACAAUCUUCCUCCAGUGUGAACUCCUCUAUUUUGGAUUGUCAUAGAAAUACAUUCAUUUCUAUUUUUAGAAUUAAUUUGUUAGGAUAACAUCUUCUUUAAUGAUUUAUCUAUGUUUUAGCAAUAUGUAGUUCCAUAGCUCUUUAUAUGCAUUCUUUUCUAUUUGCUUUAUUUCCUGGGGGAAGGGACUGAUUGUGUACAUGACAGAUCUGAAUGAUUUGGUAAAAGUUGAAAUGGAUCAAGAAUAUAUUCUUAUACUUUUGUAUUAUCUAUGACCAUUGAAAUAUAACUGAUAUAAUGUAUUUGAAUGAAUGUUGAUUUUAAUGGAUGUGGUGCAUUUUAUAGAUAUUCAAAUUUAAUGAUAUCUAUAUGAUUAUGGUAUUUACUUUUCAUCCUUUGGAAAACAGCUCAUCAUAGUUCUGAAAUAAUUCCAGCAAACGUUUGUCCCAGUGUUACUGGUAGGUUAACAUGUUCCAAUUAAUAUAUUUAAAAAAAAACUCCCCAAGAAAUGGAUCUACAUGACAGAAAGGUAUUGAAGACAGUGUAUGAAACUCAGAAUGAUUAACAAAAUCUUCAUGAUACUUUUAUGUAAAGCUCUGAUGUACUUGGUAUUUAUAUUUUGAUUCGGACUGUUGAAUAAAUGUAAUAAUUGA
Lytechinus pictus (painted urchin) is the source of this 6804-nucleotide messenger RNA. Its product is annotated as transmembrane protein 245-like. The record is from RefSeq and is a predicted model, not a curated record. The transcript has 15 exons. The coding region runs from base 194 to 2716 and encodes 840 amino acids. NCBI's taxonomy places the organism in Eukaryota, Metazoa, Echinodermata, Echinoidea, Temnopleuroida, Toxopneustidae.